AUGCUAGAAGCUAAAUUUGAAGAAGCAUCUCUUUUCAAAAGAAUCAUCGACGGGUUCAAGGACUGUGUCCAACUAGUAAACUUCCAAUGUAAAUCAGACGGUAUCAUCGCUCAAGCCGUCGAUGACUCUCGUGUCCUAUUGGUGUCUUUGGAGAUCGGUGUCGAAGCAUUCCAAGAAUACAGAUGUGAUCGUCCAGUCACAUUAGGCCUGGAUCUAAGCUCUCUAAGUAAGAUCCUACGUUGUGGUAACAAUUCCGAUACUCUGACUUUGAUCGCAGAUGACACUCCAGAUCACAUCGGUUUGGUCUUUGAAGAUAAUAAAAAGGGACGUGUCGCAGAAUAUGUUUUGAAAUUAAUGGAUAUCGACGCAGAUUUCUUAAAGAUCGAAGAAUUGGAAUAUGAAACUACUAUUAGCUUGCCAUCUUCUGAGUUCUCUAAGAACGUUCGUGAUUUAUCGCAAUUAGGUGAUUCGCUGUCCAUCGCCGUGACAAAGGAUAACAUUAAAUUCAGCACAGAAGGUGAUAUCGGUUCAGGUUCUGUCCUAUUACAACCGUUCGUCGAUAUGGAAAAACCACAGGAAUCUAUUAAAUUAGAGAUGGAAUCUCCCGUAGAUUUGACCUUCGGUGCUAAAUAUCUAUUGGAUAUCGUCAAGGGGUCCGUAUUGUCGGAAAAUAUUGGAAUUAGAUUGUCUAGUGAGGCUCCUGCUUUAUUCCAAUACGAUUUGGCUAGUGGGUUCCUACAAUUCUUCUUGGCUCCUAAGUUCAAUGAAGAAGAAUGA
This is a messenger RNA of Maudiozyma barnettii, 777 nucleotides long. RefSeq names its product proliferating cell nuclear antigen (gene POL30). Gene Ontology annotation, cellular component: PCNA complex. NCBI's taxonomy places the organism in Eukaryota, Fungi, Ascomycota, Saccharomycetes, Saccharomycetales, Saccharomycetaceae. The record is from RefSeq and is a predicted model, not a curated record. Gene Ontology annotation, biological process: regulation of DNA replication; translesion synthesis; leading strand elongation. The transcript has a single exon. The coding region runs from base 1 to 777 and encodes 258 amino acids. Gene Ontology annotation, molecular function: DNA polymerase processivity factor activity; DNA binding.